UAGAAACACUGAGUAUUAGCAUCAGUUCAGUUGCAGCUUCAACAUAAUUGAAAACAAAAGCUAGAUUUUACAAUGAAAGGUAUAGCUAUCAUUGCUUUAUGCAUUUCCGCAGUAGUAUCUCUUCCUUUGAAUGUCAUUGAAGAUGAAAGCGGACAAGAGUAUGUUUUAGUUCCAGUACAUAGAGAAAGAAGAGACUUAACGUGGGGCGCCAACCAAAAUGGAUACACUCUUGGUCAAAAAGGAAAUAUCUGGGAAAAUGGUGCACACAAAUUUGACGGUGCUUACACUGGUUCGAAAGCUUGGGAUUCUCAUGGACUGAAACCAGAUUCUUUUGGAGGUCGUGUAGAAUACACUAAUAAACCAACAAAAACUACGGCCUUUGUAGGCGCAGACAGGACCCCCGGAUAUGGUACUGAUGUCAAUGCUGGAGUUAAAUACAACUUUGUUCAAGAUAAAAAACUUAACAUUGAUUUGACAGGACAAGUAAGUCAGCAUCACGGUGGACCUGGUGGAAAUGGUAAACCCGAAGCAGGAGUAUUUUUAAAUUUUGAGGCUAAACCUUAAUUCACAACAAAAAUAACAAAAGACUGUACUAAAUGUUUUAAAUAAAUUUUUAUUUUUUAAA
Molecule: messenger RNA, 625 nt
Organism: Diabrotica virgifera virgifera (western corn rootworm)
Lineage: Eukaryota; Metazoa; Arthropoda; Insecta; Coleoptera; Chrysomelidae
Exons: 2
Coding region: 73-564 (163 amino acids)
Biological process (GO): defense response to bacterium
Cellular component (GO): extracellular region
Source: RefSeq, a predicted model, not a curated record